CAAGUAACUACAUCAGCAAUGAAGAUAAUUUGUAUUUUCCUAACAUUUCUCAUCACUGUGUCUUGUGGUCCAUCAGUUUCAGAGAAAAAAAGAAGAGAAAUUGCAGAGAGAAAAAGAGAAUGUUACCUUGUUCGUGGUGUUUGUAAGACUAAGUGCAACACCUGGGAAUACAUACAUAAUUAUUGUAAUGUGGAACCCUGUUGUGUGCUACGAGACUACCAAAAGCCAGUCAUGACUACAGCAGCUUAUACAGAUAAAAAUUUUACUGAUUUUACCAUAUAA
Molecule: messenger RNA, 282 nt
Organism: Trichechus manatus latirostris (Florida manatee)
Lineage: Eukaryota; Metazoa; Chordata; Mammalia; Sirenia; Trichechidae
Gene: DEFB113
Product: defensin beta 113
Exons: 2
Coding region: 19-282 (87 amino acids)
Biological process (GO): innate immune response
Cellular component (GO): extracellular region
Source: RefSeq, a predicted model, not a curated record